Messenger RNA from Lolium rigidum, 1381 nucleotides. RefSeq lists its product as uncharacterized. Gene Ontology annotation, cellular component: chloroplast. The coding region runs from base 22 to 1197 and encodes 391 amino acids. The record is from RefSeq and is a predicted model, not a curated record. NCBI's taxonomy places the organism in Eukaryota, Viridiplantae, Streptophyta, Magnoliopsida, Poales, Poaceae. The transcript is spliced from 6 exons.
CACACGGCACCCGCCGCCGCCAUGGCCACCGCGGCCUCCCUCCUCGAACCCACCCGCUUCCUCUCCCUGCCGCUCCCGCGCUCGCUCCCGCCCCGCCGCGGCCUCCUCCACCUCCCCACCUCCUCGCCCCACCGCGCCCCGCGCCUCCGCGCCCAGGCAACCACCCCCCGCCUCCCACCCUCCUCCCCCUCCCCCUCCUCCUCCUCACCCCACGCCCUCCUCUCCGCGCUCAAGCAGUCCCUCCUCGACUCCCUCGCGGCGCUCAAGAAGCCCGCGCUGGCGCUCCUCCUCGCCGGCGCGCUGCUCGCGGCCGCCGCGGGGCCGGGCGCCCACCACGACGCCGCGCUGGCGGCAUCCGGCGGCCGCGUCGGCGGGUCCGCCUUCUCCUCCUCCUCGCGCUCGUCGUCUUCUUCGCGGUCGUCCUACGGGUACACCGCGCCGGCGCCCAGGGGAGGGUACUCCGGGUACUCCUCCGCGCCCUUCUACUCGGCUUCGCCCUUCGUGUCCGUCGGCCCCGCCUUCGGCAUCGGCUUCGGCGGCUCCGGCUUCCUCCUCACCCUCGUGGGCUUCGCCGCCUUCCUCUACCUCGGCGGCUUCCUCGGCGACUCGUCCGGGGGAGGGAGCGUGCUCACCGACACGCAGAAGACCACCGUCCUCAAGCUGCAGGUUGGGUUGCUAGGUUUGGCCCGAUCAUUUCAAAAGGAGCUUGAUCAGAUAGCCGAGAAGGCAGAUACAUCAACUCCAGCUGGGUUGAGCUAUGUACUAACAGAGACAACCUUGGCAUUACUUCGGCAUCCAGAUUGCUGUAUCUCAGCUUACUCAACAGUGGACGUGAAAAGGAGCAUAGAUGAUGGGGAGAAACGCUUCAAUCAAUUGUCAAUUGAGGAACGAGGCAAGUUUGAUGAAGAGACACUCGUGAAUGUGAACAGUAUCAAGAGGCAAAAGGCAGGCAGUCAAAGAUCAAGUGGUUUUAGCAACGAGUACAUUGUGAUUACCAUAUUGGUUGCUGCUGAGGGAGUACACAAGAUACCUACUAUAAAUAGCAGCUCUGACUUGAAGACAGCUCUACAAACUCUUGGUGGUGUACCAUCAAGCAAAAUACUGGCGGUUGAGGUCUUGUGGACUCCACAAAAUGAGAACGACACAUUGUCGGAGCGGGAACUCCUGGAAGAUUACCCACUUCUGAGGCCCCUAUAGAAGGAUUAACAUGUACACUACCCCUAUAAAAAGAUCAAGUCGUGGAUUCAUUUUUGACAGACCAGUUUAUUAACUAGUAUAGCUCAGGUUUCACGUUUGUGUUUGUAAAAGUAUGAUUGUAAAUGAAGUUACUCUUAGCAGCUACAUGAAAGUUUGCUCAAUGCAACCGUGCUGCAUUACAUAA